AUAAAAGCAAUGAUCCGCUCUGGUUGUGGCAUCAGUUCACCGCCUUGGCUCAUCUCCAACAGGUCAACAUCAUCGUCAUGAAAAUCUUUGUCUGCUUACUGGCCCUUGGCGCCGUUGCCCAUGCCGGCUUCAUUGGUGGCUCAGGAGGCGGCGGAGGCGACUCCCAUGGAUCCCAUGGAGGCGGCGGCGGCGGUGGCUACAGCUAUGGCGGCGGCGGCGGCGGUGGCGGACAUGAUCAUGGUGCUGCUGCUCCUGUGAAGGUCAUCAAAGUGAUCCACGAGAGUGCUCCCUCAGGAGGCGGAGGAGGCGGCUGGCAGUCAGGAGGAGGAGGUGGAGGCGGCGGCUGGCAGUUGGGAGGAGGCGGCGGCGGCGGUGGCUGGCAGUCGGGCGGCGGUGGCUAUGGAGGCGGCGGUGGCUAUGGAGGCGGCGGCGGCCAGGAGAUCAAAAUCAUCAAAAUCAUCUCCCAGCAGGCGCCUUCCGGAGGACAUGGCGGUGGUGGCUGGUCCUCGGGUGGUGCCUCCAGUGGUGGCUGGUCCUCCGGCGGUGCUGGCGGCGGCGGCUGGGCCUCCGGUGGCGGCGGCGGCGGCGGUGAUGCCUCCUCGGCUGUCAAGAUCAUCAAAAUCAUCUCCGAAUCGGAUUCUGGAGCUGGCGGCGGCGGCGGAUGGGCGCAGGGCGGUGGUCAGGCCGCCGGAUGGGCUCCAGCUGGUGGCUGGGCGCAGGGCGGCGGCGGUGGCGGCAGCUGGUAAUU
Molecule: messenger RNA, 748 nt
Organism: Drosophila pseudoobscura
Lineage: Eukaryota; Metazoa; Arthropoda; Insecta; Diptera; Drosophilidae
Product: glycine-rich cell wall structural protein 1.8
Exons: 1
Coding region: 78-746 (222 amino acids)
Source: RefSeq, a predicted model, not a curated record